CAAACAAGCCUCUAGGGAUUAGGUUCAGAUGGAGACAAAGGGAUGAGAGAGGACAGAUUGUUCCUCAAACCAGAAAGGCAACUACAUCCACUUCUGUUGCUCCAAGGGCCAGUACAUCAAGAGCCAGACUAGUGGAACAUUUUGGGCCAGUCACUGAGGAGGAAGAAUCAGAUUGUUUCUUACCAUUGGAUGUACCAGAGGUGAUAUGUGGUUGCCUGACAAGCACCAUCCAUGUUGGCCCUGGGAAACAUAUAAUCCUCGUAGGAAUAAAUGGUCGCUACAAUGUCACAGUGCCUGUGCUGACCUGCACAACUUGUCUUAGCACCUGGACAGCAAACUUCGCAGAUCUGAUAAAGCAUGGGUACUGGCCUGCCACUGUCAACUGUGACACCAUAUACCAGGUAGAUCUGUUCAGCUCUUUUGAGGAGCUGAAAGUGUCAGCCCCAGGAAUGUCCUGUCUGGCGUUUAUGCGGAUUUUGGAGCAGCGAACUGACUUCUUUGGCAGGAACGGAAUGAUCUGUGGGGACACUUUUCAAAAAAGCUUCUUUGAGUGGACGUACUGCCGCUCUGAAGUUGAUCAGGUCUGUGAUAUACAGUACUUUGACUGCCCAGCCUGUUCCCCCGGCAUGCUUGCAGUGUCAGUGGACGGGAACAAGAAGCUGUAUCGAUUCAAAAAAGGGGUUAUGGAAAAGGGGUGGAGCAUCCCAGUGGACAGCAGCUAAAGAGUCGUCAAGGGGAAAAAAAUGACAAACUUGAUGAAGAGGGACUCGAAGUUGCCGUCUGCCGCCACGGAAUACUUCUAAGGAGCCUCAACAUGAUGCGUGGAGAGAUAUUUGCGUACCCACUGUUCUUGCAGAAGGAAUUAUCUGGCAGCAGGAACAUACAAUUCAUGUGUACGGAUGUGAUCUGCAAAUUUUGGCCAUACCUGACCAAAGUUGCCCUUCAUUGUCCAGAGCUCGCCACUCUUCUAGACAUGAAGCCACUUCUUUCCGUCAUGCAUGCAAAGGCACAUCGUUUGAAAUACGAGACAACCUCAAAAAUCCAGGAGGAGACCCAGACUCUCGAAAAGUUUAAGAGUGAUUUGGGUGUAGGCGAUGAGACUGGUACAACUGGACAACGGAAGUUCAGCAAUGGGCUAAUACAGAGGAAACAAAUGAGAACAUGGAUCGUCCCCAGGUACUACAGAGAACAACUGAAGUCCUGUUUCUUAGCAUCAAACAAAGGAAACAGAACCUCUACUGUCAGACAGAUGGAUGCAAGAAAGAUAUUGGAAGAAAAGGCCAAAUUGACAGCUGCCAUAGAGGAGUACAACACCCUUGUACCAGAUUCAGCAAUAACAUCUGCAGAUGAGAUCCUUUCCGCAGACCUUCAUGCAUGGCCUUGGGCGCUGCAUGGACAAACUGACCUACUCACAAAGAAAAUAGCCUUUGACCGGGUGAUGCUCCUGAGCCGGCUGAAGGAGGAAGAGUUAAUUGUCCUAAAGGAAGUCAAGCAGCACUGGGAAAGCCUAAAAAGGGAAUCGGAGAAUGUGCAAGACUUUGCUUCACAUGUGGCACUUGACCUAAGCAGGAAAAGCUGGAAAUUGAAUCAGUCAGAAGCUGGGAGCAGAGGUCUCUUCUCCAUGCUUCAGAGGAGAGUCAGCAGCCUCAGAAGACACCAGGACACUGUCAACCUGAUAUACAGCAAAGCUAUGGGCCAAGACACCUCCCUCCUAGAAAAUAACUUCAUAGAUGACCUCCUGGAAGAGGACCUAGAUGAUAUCUAUGACAGCAUCCACUACAGCUCUGAUGACGAGGAAUCUAUCACAGACUGAAGGUGUUCAUUUGGGUGGGUGCAGUUUGCACUGGGUGAAAAGUGAUUCCAUUUGUUUUGCGUAUGUGCUUUAUCUGCCUUCCUAAGGAAAAAUAGUUUGAUCAUUUUAUGGAAAAUAAACUUUUAUGUUUCUUCCUUGUUGACAAUGUGAUCAUGUGGCACAGAUUUGAGAAGGGCGCUAUUACUGCUUUUGCCCGGUUACAUGACCAGGUCCGAUGUACCCCUUUAAAUGUCCAAUCUGCAGUUGCUACAUCCACUUUUGGAUGCUUGAAGAAUAUAAUUGAUAAAUGCCUCAUGCAUAUAGUUCACCUGCCAUACACAAUCAGAUCCCAAAAUAUAUUUUUUUUUCUACUUGAAUGUUUGUAAACAAGGUAAAUGUAAACAUACACUAGCAUGUGUCAAAAUAAUUCCACUGUCUGCGGGUUUUCGCUCCUCCCAUAAUUGAUGAAUUAAGGUCACUAAUUAGUAAGGAACUCCCCUCACCUGCUUGUCUAGGUCUUAAUUGAAAGGAAAAAACAAAAGCCAACAGACACUAGGCUCUCCAUGGAAUGAGAUUGACACCACUGGACUAUAGCCUCGAAACAUGGUGUAAACUAUGGUUACAUUUCUCCAGCCCCAUCCCUCUGCUUUUUACAGAACCAUUGGCGGGGAGAACAAUUUUUUGUUUCACCUGGUGAUUUCCGAUUUAAACAUUGUUAAACUGUAAUGUACUGUGCUUGUGUGUGCUUAUUAGUUUAGUUAAUAAAAAACGAAAAAAGGUUA
Messenger RNA from Salvelinus namaycush (lake trout), 2574 nucleotides. RefSeq lists its product as uncharacterized. The transcript is spliced from 11 exons. Bases 815 to 1813 code for a protein of 332 amino acids. NCBI's taxonomy places the organism in Eukaryota, Metazoa, Chordata, Actinopteri, Salmoniformes, Salmonidae. The record is from RefSeq and is a predicted model, not a curated record.